Lontra canadensis (Northern American river otter) is the source of this 2616-nucleotide messenger RNA. It is a transcript of the gene RELT, whose product is annotated as RELT TNF receptor. The transcript has 11 exons. Gene Ontology annotation, biological process: amelogenesis; apoptotic process. The coding region runs from base 202 to 1494 and encodes 430 amino acids. The record is from RefSeq and is a predicted model, not a curated record. NCBI's taxonomy places the organism in Eukaryota, Metazoa, Chordata, Mammalia, Carnivora, Mustelidae. Gene Ontology annotation, molecular function: protein binding.
ACGGCUGCGGCGCCGGAUGGACGGAGGGGGGCCUCUGAACGGUGUCAGCCCGUGACUGUGGGUGACACGGCGGGUGAGGCGGCCCAGCCCGGGAGAACGUGUGGCCGGGACGCUGAGCGGUGACGCCGGGGCCAAGCCAGAGACACAGAGGGGCUCUGUGUGUCUCUGACAGGCCGAGCUGGCGACUCCCAGGGCCUGAGGAUGAAGCCAAGCCCGCCACAUUGGCCCCUGUCCUGCCUUCUUGUGCUGCUCCCUUGGCCUCUGGCCACUCCAGUAUCAACGACCUCUUGGCAGUGCCCACCUGGGAAGGAGCCCCACCUGGACCCGGGGCAGGGCACAUUAUGCAGAUCCUGUCCCCCUGGCACUUUCUCUGCUUUGUGGGGCCCUGGCCCAUGCCAGCCCCACUCGAGCUGCAGUCCUCGAGGGAGGCUGGAGGUCCAGGCAGGCACAGCGACUCAAGACACUCUAUGUGGAGACUGCCAGCCUGGGUGGGUUGCCACUUUGGGGGUCCCCCAUGUCCCCUGUCAGCCAUGCUCCUGGAUGCCUCUGGGUACUCGUGGCUGCUCUGAGCGGGGACGGCGGGCCCGACGUGGCGUGGAGGUAGCAGCAGGGGCCACCAGCUCUGGGGACACGCGGCAGCCUGGGAACAGCACCCGGGCAGGUGGCCCUGAGGAGACGGCUGCCCAGUAUGCGGUUAUUGCCAUCGUGCCUGUCUUCUGCCUCAUGGGGCUGCUGGGCAUCCUGGUGUGUAACCUGCUCAAGCGGAAGGGCUACCACUGCACCGCCCACAAGGAGGUUGGGCCCAGCCCUGGAGGUGGAGGCAGUGGGAUCAACCCCGCCUACAGGGCUGAAGAUGCCAACGAGGACACCAUCGGGGUCCUGGUACGCCUGAUCACAGAGAAGAAAGAGAACGCGGCGGCCCUGGAGGAGCUGCUGAAGGAGUACCACAGCAAACAGCUGGUACAGACAGGCCAUGGGCCUGUGCCCAGGCUGCCACUAGGCCCCCCCAGCUUGCCACACAUCUGCCCGCAUCGCCACCACCUCCACACCGUGCAGGGCUUGGCCUCACUCUCUGGCCCCUGCUGCUCCCGGUGCAGCCAGAAGAAGUGGCCCGAGGUGCUGCUGUCCCCUGAGGCCGCAGCUGCCGCUACCCCCACUCCCAGACUCCUGCCCAACCCUGCCAGGGCUCCAAAGGCAGGGGCCAAGGCAGGACGCCAGGGCGAGAUCACCAUCUUGUCUGUGGGCAGGUUCCGAGUGGCCCGAAUUCCAGAGCAACGGUCAAGUUCAGCAGCCCCUGAGGUGAAGACUAUCACGGAGGCUGGGCCCUCGGGGAGUGACCUCCCUGAUUCCCCACAACCUGGCCUCCCCACUGAGCAGCGGGCACUGCUGGGAAGUGGUGGAAGCCAUACGAAGUGGCUGAAGCCCCCGGCAGAAAACAAGGCUGAGGAAAACCGCUAUGUGGUCCGGCUAAGUGAGAGCACUCUGGUUAUCUGAUGGCCUGCCUCAGCUGAAGACACAGCAGCCCUGCCCUGGGAGGUUCUGGAGGCUUCCCGGAGGAGGUAGAGCUGCAACUGGGCCUGUGAGGAUCAAGAGGCAAUGGUCCAGCAGGCAGAACAGCAAAGGCCAAGGCCUGGAGGUGGGAGUGUCCGCCCCGUGCAGAGGCAGGCCAGCAGGCAGGUGCUGUGUGCAGGAGCAGGUUGAGGGCCCCUCCCCUGCCCCUGUGCCUUGCCCCAGCCAGACCUAGGACCCUGCAGGACCCUCUGUACCACCAGGUGGCUAGCCUUGGCUGGGGGGAGGGGCCCUUGGCCUGGCACCCUUGGCCCCAUACCUUGGUAAUCUACUGCCCCGCCUCCAUCCAGGGCCCUAGCGAGGACCUCUCCCUCCUCUUCCGGCGGGCCUCACAUAGGGAAGAGGCAACAAAAAGCUGUGGGCUGGAGACUUGAGCUCCCUGGUUCUAACUGUGGGCAAGUCCCUGGCCAUCACCUGGUUAUAGUUCUGACCAUGGAGUGGGGAGAGAGAGGUGUCUUGGGACGCAGGGCUUCUCCGGUUCCUUGCAGGUUCUGACCUGGGUUGUGUGCGGGGAGAGCUUGACUCCUUGCCACCCCUUCCAUUAGUAGCUUUAUCCGUGGCCCCAUUUUUGCAGCUUCCAGGGCCUGUGCCUUCAGGCCCCCAUGGGGCUGCCCAUCCCUGGCUCUGCCUACGGAAGGGGCUUAAUGCAUGUAUCUGCCCCCCUCCCCGCUGUUUUUAUUGAAAUUGGAACCACAGUCUUGACCUGGGCAAGGCUGUGAUACAGGUUGCCAGCCUGCAUAGUCACCCCAAGAUCUCAGGAGUGCUUCAGGGAGGGGGUUGUGUGCGGGGCUGGAGAGGCCCCUCUGGCCUCAAGUCGUUUCUGUGUCUCUGUGGUGUUGGUGUCUAUCCCCCAGCUGGGCAGUACAGGCGACUGCCCAGCCCAGCUCCAUGUCCACUGUAGCCCAGUGACCUCGUUAUUUAUAUGGGGCCGUGCAGGCAUGGGCCCCACUGCCAUCCCCAUUUCUCUUAUUUAUUGAAAAUUUGCUGUUGUCCUGUCCUUGUCUACAUUCCCAUCCAUUUAUUGGAUAAUAAAAGGUGGGAAAGUGG